AAUAUGGGACGUUGUUGCUACAUGGGCUGUCAGCACCGGUCCGGCGAGGCAACAAAAGCCUCGGGCGUAACAUUUCACUGUUUCCCACGAGAUCCUACGCUUCGAGAAGCUUGGGUUGAGGCCAUUGGGAGAACUGGAUGGACACCCAGCAAACACAGUGUAGUGUGCUCCAAGCACUUUCAGAACCGUGACAUGGACAGGACAUCGUUAGCACGGAUUCGAUUAAGACCUGGUGCGGUGCCCAUCGCUCAUCCUUCUGUGUCUGCUCCUGAGCUGCAGGUAGCACAGCUUUCAACAGCACCUGAGGCAGCACGUGAAGCAGAGCAUGAAAUGGAACUAGUCACAGCUCCUGGUGGAGCACAGGAGCAACUCCCAGCUCCAGCCAAAACACAGGAGGAGCUCGCUCUAGAGGAAACCUGUGAGGGAGAACAUGAAGAAAGCAGGGGCUUUGACUGUAACCCGUUGCACAACCCAUUUACAGAGCUCGAAGAUGAGGACGUAUUAAGGAAACUGUUCUAA
This is a messenger RNA of Ornithodoros turicata, 519 nucleotides long. RefSeq names its product THAP domain-containing protein 3-like. The record is from RefSeq and is a predicted model, not a curated record. The coding region runs from base 4 to 519 and encodes 171 amino acids. NCBI's taxonomy places the organism in Eukaryota, Metazoa, Arthropoda, Arachnida, Ixodida, Argasidae. The transcript is spliced from 6 exons.